Molecule: messenger RNA, 659 nt
Organism: Trichomycterus rosablanca
Lineage: Eukaryota; Metazoa; Chordata; Actinopteri; Siluriformes; Trichomycteridae
Product: CD209 antigen-like protein C
Exons: 7
Coding region: 10-651 (213 amino acids)
Source: RefSeq, a predicted model, not a curated record
CUUCUUCAGAUGGAUACGGGAGAACUAGUGGAGAGGAUGGUAGCUAUUUAUGAAAGUGUGGACGCUGUUGGACCUCAGACAACCGGCACAGACCCUGAAACACGGACGCAUCAACCAGGAGGUAAUAAAAGAGGAAUCAGAAGUUGCAGACUGGUAGCAGUGGGUUUGGGGUUGCUGUGUCUGCUUUUGCUGGCUACCAACAUAGUGCUGUUCAUCAACUAUGUUCAUGAGAAAGAGGAGAAAGACCAGAUAAACAACGCCUGCCAAAACUUGACUGAGAGUUUGGUGAGGAUCCUUGGUUGGAAGAAAUUUGGAACGAGUUUGUACUACACCUCUACUGUGAUAAAGACCUGGGCCGAGAGCAGACGGGACUGCAGAGAGACAGGAGCAGAUCUGGUGAUCAUCAACAGCAGAGAGGAACAGGAAUUUAUAAAUAAUUUAAAGAUUUACACCUGUAUUGGUCUAAGUGAUGAAGAAUCAGAGGGGGGGUGGAAGUGGGUGGAUGGAUCAGCACUAACCACAGCGUUCUGGAUGAAUGGUAAUCCUAAUAAUGACAGAAAUGAGGACUGUGUUGUUUCAAAUGCCAUAUGGUAUAAAACUCUGACAAACUGGAACGAUGAAGAGAUGGACUUGUACCCAUUUAAUCACUAGAUAAAGGC